Molecule: messenger RNA, 1002 nt
Organism: Chrysochloris asiatica (Cape golden mole)
Lineage: Eukaryota; Metazoa; Chordata; Mammalia; Afrosoricida; Chrysochloridae
Product: melanoma-associated antigen B10-like
Exons: 1
Coding region: 1-1002 (333 amino acids)
Biological process (GO): negative regulation of transcription by RNA polymerase II
Cellular component (GO): nucleus
Source: RefSeq, a predicted model, not a curated record
AUGCCUCGGGGUCAGAAUAGUAAGCUCAGAGCCCGUAAGAAACGCCACCAGGCCCAAGAUGUGCCCCUGGAUGUAAAGGGUGAUGAGGCCAAUGCAGCAGUCAAAGAGGAAUCUAUGUCUUCUUUCACUCCCAGUGUCAAGAAUACUCCCCAGAAUAUGCCAGCUGCUAGGUCAUGCAAUAAUGAUGAAGUUGUUCCAUCCACAAGAGCCAACGAAGAUGCCACGUACCAAGCCAGUCCAAGCUCUAGGCAGGUCCAGCCCACCAUCGAGCAGUUGCAGAAAACCAUGAUAGAAAAGAAGGUGAUUGCUUUGGUACAUUACUUGCUGUACAAGUAUAAAAUGAAAGAGCUCAUUACAAAGACAGACAUCAUGAAAACCAUAGUCCAAAUAUAUCGGAACCACUACUCUAAGAUCCUUCAGAAUGCUGCUGACUACCUAGAGCUGGUUUUUGGCCUUGACCUGAAGGAAAUGGACCCGAAUAGGCACAUCUAUGUCCUCGUCAACAAAUUGGAAUUAAGCUAUGAUGUGAGGAUAAGUGAUGAAAUAGGUGUGCCCAAGACAGGUCUCCUGAUGGUUGUCCUUGGUGUGAUUUUCACGAAGGGCAAAUUCGCCACUGAGAAGCAAGUCUGGGAAGUGCUCAAUGUGAUAGGAUUGUAUCCUGGCAAGAAUCACUUCAUCUUUGGGGAGCCAAAGAAGAUCAUUACCAGAGAUAUGGUGAAACAAAAGUAUCUGGAGUACCGACAGGUGCCCAACAGUGAUCCCCCAUCUUAUGAGUUUCGGUGGGGUCCCAGAGCCUAUGCUGAAACCACGAAGAUGAAAGUCCUGGAAUUUUUGGCCAAGGUCCAUGAUACUACCCCUCAAGCUUUCCCUUCCUGGUAUGAAGAAGCUUUGAGAGAUGAAGAAGAGAGAGCCCACGCCAGAGCUGCAGCAAGAGCUCGAAUUAGUGCCGUGGCUGAAGCACGGUCCAGAGCUUUGUCUAAAAGGUCCUCCUGUUCUAAGUGA